UUCAUUCAGUCUGUAGUCUGUGCUGACAGCACAGCCGACAGGCGACAGCUAGAGACGUUACAAAGUUUUAGUUCAAACUUCAAAAUUAUUAUAACAUAGAUAAAUUUACUCAAUUAUUUUUAUAUUAAUUAAAGAUGAGUCCCAAAUUAUCAGAAAAGAAAACAAUAUCAAUUGACAUAAUUAUAGGCGAUCAACUAACAACUAUUUCAUGUGGACAUAUACUUGUUGAAUUGAUUAAGUUUAUAGCUUAUCAAAGACUUCAAAUUCCUUACACAUACCAAUGGUUAAAACAAGUUAUAACAAAAAAGAAGGAAAUGGAAGAUAAAAAGGAGAGUUACAAGUCAGAAAGACAUUUCCACAUAGCUUCUACUGCAUUAGAUAAUUUAGACUUUGUGUUGAAGAGCCUGUUAAAAGAACUUGGAGGAGCAUCAAUACCAGAUGAAGUUUGUGUAGCGUUUGGUGCCACGCCAGUAUCAUGCAAGGAGAUAUACCGUGUUCUAUUACCUUCUGUGUGCCAUAAACCCCAGUGCCAUUCUACUCAUAUUGCUUCAGAUCAAAAAAUUCAAGGAAAUGUUUUUAGAAACUUGGCAACAUCAGAUAAACUCAAUGAAGUGUUCUAUGACAGUCUUCCACCUACAAACAUGUAUGUGUUCUUGAAGAAGAUGAAAUACAAAGAUCAAAAUGUUGUCUGCAAUGAUAGCUUCGUGCUAGUCAAUGGGUACAGGAUACCCAGGAGCUGUAAAGUUGUUGUUUUAAACUUUAAAACAUUAAAUUAUGAGAAUAUUGCUUGUUGCAAUGACUUUUCCGUAUUUGGAGACACAAUCAGUGAAGAUUUGGAUAGAGUUAAAAUUGAGGAUGAUGCAGAAUUUUGUGAAAUUGAAACAACAAAUGAUGUGAAAUGGUUUCAGUCCACUUAUGUUAUGAAAGGGUUUAAGGACUGUGCCAUAAAUGGUAGUUCAAUUACCAAUACUUGGCUUCAGCCUUGACAAAAAAUAAUAUUUUAAGGUUGACCACAUUUAAUGAUAAGUGUAAGGCAGUAAUUAGCUAAUUAAAAUUUAAAUGUCAAACAAGUAUAAGUUUAAGAUAAGAUGAUGCAGAUUAUUAUCAAUACAUUAUUCUAGUACCUUUAUUAUUAUCAUAUGGUUGGCCUUAUAAAAUAAAAAUAUAGUUAGUUAAUUUUUCCUUGUUGAAAUAAUUAGAAAUAACCUAGCUAAGGAAUAAAUCAAGUUGUAAAUGAAAAAUCAUUAUAUACAUCAUAACUUUUAUUGCUCAAUGUUAAAUGGUCUGAUUGUUUGUAGUUGUUAAAAAUAAUUUUUUGUUAAGAUUUAUGAUUUUUUCUUAAUCCUAAGCAUAAUGAUUCCAACAUUGUUAAGUUUAAGUGGACACAUGAUUUAACGUCAUGUUUAUUUA
Colias croceus (clouded yellow) is the source of this 1410-nucleotide messenger RNA. RefSeq lists its product as uncharacterized. The record is from RefSeq and is a predicted model, not a curated record. The coding region runs from base 135 to 986 and encodes 283 amino acids. Gene Ontology annotation, biological process: regulation of exit from mitosis. The transcript has 3 exons. NCBI's taxonomy places the organism in Eukaryota, Metazoa, Arthropoda, Insecta, Lepidoptera, Pieridae. Gene Ontology annotation, cellular component: nucleus.